Molecule: messenger RNA, 834 nt
Organism: Rhinocladiella mackenziei CBS 650.93
Lineage: Eukaryota; Fungi; Ascomycota; Eurotiomycetes; Chaetothyriales; Herpotrichiellaceae
Exons: 2
Coding region: 1-834 (277 amino acids)
Molecular function (GO): oxidoreductase activity, acting on single donors with incorporation of molecular oxygen; zinc ion binding; ferrous iron binding
Source: RefSeq, a predicted model, not a curated record
AUGGCUUCAAAGACGCCCGUCUAUUUUGUUUCUCACGGGGGCCCCGAUACAAUGUUCAACACUUCCCAUCCAGUCUUCCCACAACUUCAAAGGAUCGGCAAAGAAAUCACCACGCAAGUGAAACCCGACGCCAUCGUCGUCUUCUCAGCACACUGGCAAGCGUCACGCCCGAACACGAUCGAAGUCAACGUCUCCGAGGACGAGCCUCUACUAUACGACUUCUAUGGCUUCCCUCGCCACUAUUACUCGGAGAAAUUCCCCAAUAAAGGCUCAGCCUCGCUGGCUCAAAAGGUCAUCGACACCCUCGACAAGAACGGAAUUAAGACAGAGAAAGUCGAGCGCGGACUCGACCACGGCGUCUUCGUGCCGUUCAAAGUCAUGUUCAACCCGGACACGAACCCGGUGUCUGUGCCGAUUGUGCAGGUUAGCUUGUUCGACGACCACCGAGAUGCAGCCGCGCAUAUCAAAUUGGGGAGAGCGGUACAGAAGCUUCGGGAGGAGAAUAUUUUGAUUGUUGCGUCUGGGAUGUCGGUGCAUAAUUUGCGGCAUUUGAUGAUGACCAUGGGCACAGGCAAGACGAUGCCGUAUGCGGUGAGCUUUGAUGCGGCGAUUAAGGAUGCGGUUGACACGAAGCCUGGAGAGGAGAGGGAUGAGAAUAUGGUCGAGUUACUUACGAGACCGGAUGCAAGACAGGCGCAUCCGACUUUUGAGCAUUUGUUGCCAAUCCAUAUCGCCGUGGGGGCUGCCGGUGAGGAUCAGGGAAAGCAGUUGUGGACCAUGACGGAGGCGAGUUUGGGGUGGGCGCAGUACAGGUUUGGGGAGGCGGCUGCUUGA